CUCGGCCGCUAGGGUGCUUUUUCCGAUUUCGUCACCACGAAGAUCGGUUUUACAGGGAGGAGGAGGAUCUGCGAUUGACUAGUGAAGCAAACGUUGUAGAUUUGGUUUCGGAGAAAGACAGAGCAGGGCAAAUUUCGAUCGAGGUGUUCCUCGGAUGCAUGGAAGGAAUCGUCGAAUCAUAUAGGAAGAUGGCAAUCGAGGAACAUCAGAAUGAGCUUAAUUUUGAUGAGGAGGAGGCUGAGGAAGGAGACGAGGUGAACGAGGCGCAUACCUUCUCGGUGGUUGCAGUGGUUGUCACCGAUCGGAAAGUCCAGCUGCCGGGGUUUCAUGAUCUGAUGUCUUCGAUCUGGAGGCCAGGGAGAGGUACCAAAGUCAUGUGGGAUGGUUCCCAAAUGAUCCCAUUCAAUUUGGGGUCCAAAAUAUCUACAAUACCUCCAAAAAUGGACGCUCGGGUGCGGUGUCACAUUUUAGGCUAAUUCAUCAAGUUCGAGACGAGUCAUUAUGAUGGUAAUCAAAGUUCUUAUCUGCGCUUAAGGGUGUGAUUGGAUGUUCGUAGGCCUUUGAAGAAGGGUAUUACUCUGACAAAAGAUGGGACUCAGCAUUGGGUGGAUUUUAAGUAUGAAAAGCUUCCCGGCUUUUGUUUUCUAUGUGGUAUAAUUGGACAUUCUGACAAAUUUUGUCCUUUAAAGUAUGAAGAAGGUUUUGUGGUUGAAAAAUCUUAUGGGGUAGGUCUCAGAGCUGGUGGAAGAGUGAAGACUAGCCGACAGGGUCCCACAAAUGGCUAUCUGGUGAGGCGUCUAGCUCAGGUGGAAAUGGAGAGCAACGGAAGGCUGAUCUCGGGGGAGAUUUGUAGGCUGAAUCAAAGACAAAUUUUACACAACAGAAAGAGACAUAGGAAAAGGAGGCAGCCCCUGGAGACACAAAGCGGGAUUUGGGAUAAUCAGGUCACAGGAGAUGCAGUUGGAGAAGGCAUGGCUCUUGAUGGGCUAAAAAAUGGGGAGGCGGCAGGUCAGCUUGCUUAGGCCCGCCAAGGAUCUAUCUGUUGUUGAUGGUGUUGAAAACCACUGAUGGUGUUAUUGUUAUCUUUUGCUUUGCUUGUUUUUAUUUUGGAUUUCUCAUUCUGUGUUGCUUUUAUUUCUU
Molecule: messenger RNA, 1140 nt
Organism: Cuscuta epithymum
Lineage: Eukaryota; Viridiplantae; Streptophyta; Magnoliopsida; Solanales; Convolvulaceae
Source: the annotation of a GenBank genome assembly